Anas platyrhynchos (mallard) is the source of this 4268-nucleotide messenger RNA. The record is from RefSeq and is a predicted model, not a curated record. Lineage: Eukaryota; Metazoa; Chordata; Aves; Anseriformes; Anatidae.
CACGGCCCCCGAGGCUUUGGUGAAGGCCAAAGAAGCCAUGGCCGAGAAGUGCGACUGCAUCGCCAGCGUUUACGGCUACGACCUGGGCUGCCGCUUCGUCAACUUCCGCCCUUUGGGUUUCGGGGCCAACGGUUUGGUGCUGUCGGCCCUGGACAGCAGGAGCUGCCGUAAGGUGGCGGUGAAGAAAAUCGCCAUCAGCGACGCGCGGAGCUUGAAGCACGCCUUCCGCGAGGUGAAGAUCAUCCGGCGGCUGGAGCACGACAACAUCGUCAAGGUGUACGAGGUGCUGGGGCCGAAGGGGAGCAGCCUGCGGGGGGAUUUCUUCAAGUUCAACGUGGUCUACAUCGUCCAGGAGUACAUGGAGACGGACCUGGCUCGCCUGCUGGAGCAGGGGAAGCUCGCCGAGGAGCACGCCAAGCUCUUCAUGUACCAGCUCCUCCGCGGGCUCAAAUACAUCCACUCGGCCAACGUGCUCCACCGAGACCUCAAGCCGGCCAACAUUUUUAUCAGCACCGAGGACCUGGUGUUGAAGAUCGGCGAUUUCGGGCUCGCCAGGAUCGUGGAUCAGCAUUACUCCCACAAGGGUUACCUUUCGGAAGGCUUGGUCACCAAGUGGUACCGCUCGCCUCGCCUCCUCCUCUCGCCCAACGACUACACCAAAGCCAUCGACAUGUGGGCGGCCGGCUGCAUCCUGGCGGAGAUGCUGACGGGGAGGAUGCUCUUUGCAGGGGGACACGAGCUGGAGCAGAUGCAGCUGAUUUUGGAAACGAUCCCCGUCGUCCACGAGGAGGACAAAGAGGAGCUGCUCAAGGUGAUGCCCAGCUUCAUCAGCAGCACCUGGGAGGUGAGGAAGCCGCUGCGCCAGCUGCUCCCCGAGGUGGACAGCCAAGCUAUCGAUUUCCUGGAGAAAAUCCUGACCUUCAACCCCAUGGAUCGCUUAACGGCCGAGAUGGGGCUGCAGCACCCUUACAUGAGCCCCUAUUCCUGCCCCGAGGACGAGCCGGUGUCGCAGCAGCCGUUCCGGAUCGAGGACGAGAUCGAUGACAUUUUACUGAUGGAAGCCAACCAGAGCCAGAUGGCGAACUGGGACAGGUACCACGUCAGCCUCUCGUCUGAUUUGGACUGGCGGCACGAUAAAUAUCACGAGAUGGACGAGGUUCAGCGGGACCCGCGGGCGGGGUCGGGAUCCAUCGCCGAGGAGGCGCAAGUGGAUCCCCGGAAAUAUUCGCAGAGCAGCUCGGAGAGGUUCCUGGAGCUCUCUCACUCCUCCAUGGACCGCGUCUUUGACGCCGAGUGCGGCAAAUCCUGCGAUUACAAAGUGGGGUCGCCCUCUUACCUGGACAAAUUGCUGUGGAGAGACAACAAGCCCCACCACUACUCGGAACCCAAGCUGAUUUUGGAUUUAUCCCACUGGAAACGAGCGGCCAUCGCGCCCGAAAGCGAGCUGUCCCUGGAGGAGGAACCCUCCAACCUCUUCUUGGAGAUCGCCCAGUGGGUGAAGAGCACCCAAGUGGGCUCGAGUGUCCCUGCGAGUCUUCCGGAGAUUCGGGAGCCGUCUCCUCCUCCCCACCUCCGCCAGGAAUCCGAGGAGGUGAGCGCCGAAACCGAGCCCGAGUUUAAUUUGGACGUCUUCAUCUCCAGGGCGCUGAAACUUUGCACGAAACCCGAGGAUCUGCCGGACAACAAGCUCAGCGACAUCAACGGGGCCUGCAUCUCCGAGCACCCCAGCGAGAUGGUGCAAAGCGAGGUGUACCAGAAGGAGCGCUGGUGAGGAACCCCGGCUUCUGCCCCUCCUUGAGCCCUUUUUUACGCUGCUCCGAAUGCCUUUUUUUUCCGACCAGGUUUUUCCGACCCCUUUUGAUGCCGAAGAAGCGCAUCGAAGGGGAUCACGAGGCGUGAACGGAGUCUUGAGUUUCUUCCACUGCCUUAACAAGCUUGCCUUGCAAUCUCUGGGACCUGUUUGCAACUUCAACGUCCAGCAGAGAGGUGCUGGUCCACGCUAAGUUUGCAAACAGAGGUCAAAUCAACUUCUUCUCCUUCCUUUUUCCAUAGCAUCUGAAAACGACGAGGGCAAAAUCAGCUUUUUAUUCUGGUCAGGUCCUCUCCCGGGGCGACGGCUUCCAAACUUGGAGCUCGUGGGAGGCAGAAAAUAACCUCUCAAGAACGUCGACGGUGAAAGAAUUUGACCACUCGGGAUUUUAUUUUUCUUUUCCCGACGGGAAGAUAAUUUUAUUAUUUAAUUUUCUUUUGUUUCUGAGCACCUUCUCCUCGUUUGGUUUCUCCUUCCCGUUGGAGCCGGGUGCUUCUGAACUCUUUUGGAGACACCACCUGGUGCCGGGUUCCUGUGGCAUCGCUUUCCUAACCGGAUGAGUUUAUGUAUAAAAAAAAUUGUACUCACAUUUCUCCAAGGCACUUUGCUUUCAGCUUCUCUGGAACACGCCGGCGGGCGAACAAGCGUGGUUUGUAAAUAGAUGCGGACACAAAUUAAUCCACUCUAACUUUUCGUUCACACUUAACGAGCACCUUACUAAUGAAUCAGCCAACGAGGGUUUGUAUAGGGAGGAGAUGUUCUAUACUUCUAUUUGACCAAACUCGGCCGUUUUUUAAAUCAAAAACCUGUAAAUAGCGUAGAAGCCAGCCUCCAUUCGUGCUGCUGGUGGGGCGCUGUGCCUCGACUUCAUUUGUAAAAGAGAAACUCCUGUAUUUAAAACUCCAAGGUCCGUAUUUAACUAUCGCUCCCCUACCAAUUAUUUCUCCCCUUUUAACUCCUAAAUGCUCUGAGCUGUGAAGAAAACGCGUGCGAGACUCGGGGGAAGGACUAACAGCAGCGCUUGCUGCGUUAACCCUGCUUUCUGUUCCUGGGGGGGAGGAUUUAGGGGCAGGUUUAGGUGUAGGAGAGCUUUUGCUAGCGUUUGACAAGCCAGCAAGCUGCUUCUUCUCGUGAAACCCUCACCUUACGCUGUCCGGAUCCGCUGCUGCUCCAGCAAAACGGGUGAGAUGGGCAGGAGGCAAAGCGGACUCCGCUCUUCGGAGGUCCCCGGAGGAUGUUCAGGCUGCUGCCCUGCAAAAAAAUAAAGAAAUAAAAAAAAAGAAAGAAGGAGGGAGAGGCAGAGGGCUGGGUGUGCAGGGCGUGCCGCGAUUUAUAUACCUCAACUAAAGCUCAGCACUUUUCACUGGCGGGGGGGGGGCAGCUCCGGGGUGAAGGGAUCCGACCCCCUCGGUGUUUCGUCCCCGUGGGAGAUCAGAAGCCUCCUGAGCACAAACCCUGGCGCCGGGGAGUGAAUUUCAACAAAUACGGUGAUUUCUGCAAAAAAAAAUAAUAAAUAAAUUAUUCCAUUGUCUCUUGGCUUGCAGCAGAAUAGAUGGAACAAAAGGGUCUUGAAAGGGUUGCUCGGAUUAAUCGUAGAGGGCAAACAAGCAGGUGCUUUAGGAAGUUUGUGUGAAUUUUUGCUAGGCUUUGGAGAGAAUACACCCAAUUACAGCUUGGACAGGACAGACUAUCCCUAAAAACUAUUCUUUCCCCCCUUUUUAAUUUUUUUAAAUUAAAAAAUGUGUUGCAAUGCCUACGGUGUUCAAUUUUUUCUCCCCCUGCCGUUUCUCCUCCGCUGUAGGCUGAGUUUUCACUGCAAAAAAAUGCAGUUCGUGUUUGGUGCUUUUUUUUUAUCCCAGUUUAGAUCAGCUAAAGGAGCAAUCCCAACUGGUAGCGAGUGGUCAGGAGAGGGCAGUGCUUCCCCUCUGUGUUUUUCUGGCUUUGUGCUCAACUCUGUACAGCCUCAAAUCCAUAAGUGGACGCUGCAGAGCUGUUACGCCGGCCAAGAUGUCAAUCUAUCGCCCACAGAUGCAAAUUUCCAGGUUAAUAUUAACAAUUAGUAACAUCUAAUCAUUAACAGCUUAUUCAUGAGGUGCCUGUUUGAAUUGCAACCCUGAAUUUUAGGGCUGUGGGGCUCGGCUGACGCCAAAGUACGGCACAUCUGUGAGGUUGUCUGGGUCCUCAGCCUGCAAAGAGGUAUUUUUACAAAAAGGAAAAGCUCGCAAAAAAGCAUCAGUUGCGAAUUUGAGCCUAACCUGAGCCCUCAGCCUAAAAACCCGCUUGUUAUUUUUUUUUUAUUUUAAUUCCCAUUAAGAAUCGGUGAUAUAAAAAGCCAAGAACAUUGAGUCCAGCUCUGGCGCUUGUGCUUUAAAUAGGCUGAAAAAAUGGAGCUGUUACAGAGAGGGCCGCCAAAACGGUCUCCUGGAUGGGGAAAAAAAAUAAAAAAUCUUCUGUUUCA